This is a messenger RNA of Emiliania huxleyi CCMP1516, 1206 nucleotides long. RefSeq lists its product as hypothetical. The coding region runs from base 1 to 1206 and encodes 401 amino acids. The transcript has 3 exons. Gene Ontology annotation, molecular function: oxidoreductase activity. The record is from RefSeq and is a predicted model, not a curated record. Lineage: Eukaryota; Haptophyta; Isochrysidales; Noelaerhabdaceae.
AUGACUGGCUGGCGGGUUGCAGUCUACGAGGCGCGCGACAGGGUCGGCGGCCGCUGCGCGGGAGGCACUCUCGGCGGCAUUCCGGUUGAUCUGGGGGCCGAAUUCUCGCACGGGCGAGGCCCAGUCUUUGACCUGUGCGCUGCUGCGGGUCUCGCGCCUCCACGGCCGCUUGUCGACUACGCGGAGGACGCACCAGAGGCGCUCCGCGUGCGGCUCUACUCCGACGGCGCUCUUGUGGAUGGGAAUGGCCGCGACGUGGCCGCGACGCUGCGGAUGCGUGAGUGCUGGGACGACGUGCUCUGCGACGACUCGUGGGCGAGCGAUGCUCGCGCCGACACGACGUUUGCGGACCUGGCCUCGACGCUGCCGCCCUCGGCGCAGCGCGCGAUGGACGCCUUCAUGGCGGUCGAGUAUGCGACGAGUCUCGAGGACCUCGGCGUCAAGGAGUGGCGCCGGCGCGAGCACUUCUUCGAUGCGCGAGACUGCUCCACCGAUUUCCACAUGGAGGGCCAGCCGGUCGGCGUCGUGGCGGCGAGCGAUGGCUGCGUCAGAGUCGACGGCGAGGCGUUCGAUUGCGCGGUCGUCACCGUGCCCCUCCCGGUACUCGCCUCGGGAGCCCUCGGUCUGCGCGGCGUCCGGUGCGGCUUGCUCGAGGCGGCGCGGCGCGUCAAGUGCCACGGCGCGUCCAAGGUGAUGCUGCAGCUGAGCCACAAGGUCUGGGAGAGGAGGAGUGGGGAGCCGGCGACGGAAGGGCGGUGGGGCGAGCUGCUCCUGUGCAGCGACGAGGAGAGCUUUGCGCGGCAGGUGUGGCUGCGUGAGGCGGCGGGCGGCGUGUUCAUCGCCGCUGGCUUCUUGGCUGGGCCUCGCGACUCCGCCCUUUGCGAGGCGCUCACGACGGAGGAGGCGGCGGAGAGGCUGCUCGGCCAAUUGCGCGCCGUCUACGGGAUGGGUGAGGAGCUGCAGGCCCUCGAUGCGAUCAAGGUGGACUGGGGUUCGGACCCAUUCUCGCAAGGCGGCUACACGUCGCCGUCCGUUGGCGGCUGCGGCGUCUGGCGCGAGCUCCGAGACAGCGGGUGCGACCGGCUGCUCCUCGCCGGCGAGGCCGUGGGCGAGAGGGGGUCGACCGUAUGUUCGGCGCUCGAGUCGGCGGAGUGGGCGGCGGCAAGGCUCGAUCGCACGUUCGGAUCGCGGGCCGUCGCGGACUAG